This is a messenger RNA of Lactuca saligna, 471 nucleotides long. The record is from the annotation of a GenBank genome assembly. Lineage: Eukaryota; Viridiplantae; Streptophyta; Magnoliopsida; Asterales; Asteraceae.
AUGUAUGAAACUCGAAAAGCUAAAACUAACCUUCAAAAGGAAAUUGUUCCAGCUGUUGAUGAAAUGAAUGAUGAUCAACCCAUUCUAUAUAUUGGUGAUCAAUCAGAGAUUGAUGACUAUGAAGGGUGUAUUGAAAUUGGUUUCAUGCCACAAGUUGUUCUUGUUGUUCUGUUGAAUGUAGUUUAUCCUGAUUCUUACUUUGAGUGGAAGGCAUCCUCCUCAGGGGGGGGGGGUUAUGAAACUGAAGUUGGAAAUUCUGCUGCUGGUGAUAGUUCAGCACCCUAUCCUUCUAAGAACAGACUUAGUCACUAUGAACUGGAAAGAGGAUAUUGUGUGCCGAUAUAUUUGGAGCUUAGUAGAAGACUGGAUAAACUUCAAAUCAAUGAAUUUAGAAGGGUUAAGCUUGAGAUCUUGAAAGAAACUGAAAAGUUCUACAAUGGUUCUUCUAAUGAAUCUGAAGAAGAAGAUUAG